This is a messenger RNA of Gastrolobium bilobum, 1546 nucleotides long. Its product is annotated as protein LPA3. The record is from RefSeq and is a predicted model, not a curated record. The transcript is spliced from 12 exons. Bases 20 to 1183 code for a protein of 387 amino acids. Lineage: Eukaryota; Viridiplantae; Streptophyta; Magnoliopsida; Fabales; Fabaceae.
CACACACAACACAAACACGAUGGUGUUGAUGGUGUCAGUUUCAUCAUCUCCACCUUACAACCUCACCUUCCUUCGCCCCAUUGUUUCUUUAACUCCAUCUUCUUCUUCUUCUUCUUCUUCUUCUUCUUCUUCUAGCACUCAACCUCUUCGAAACCUCCCAUUCAGGCUCGUUACCAAAAUCCAAAGCCUUGGAAAAGGAAGAGAAGCUGUACCCUCAGAGCCAGGUUUUGAUCCCAAGGGCGGUGUCUCUGUUUACAAACCAAAAUCCUAUGAAGUUCUCGUCACUGAUGCUGCUAAUUCCCUUUCUUAUGCUCUUCAGGAUGGACUACUUCGCCUCGAGAUCGAUUUUCCGCCCUUACCCAGCAACAUAUCUUCUUAUAAGGGAUCUUCAGAUGAGUUCAUUGAUGCCAACGUUCAACUUGCCUUGGCUGUUGUGAGAAAGCUCCGGGAGAAAAAGGAAACCAGAGCUUGCAUAGUAUUCCCUGAUAAGCCAGAGAAGCGUCGAGCCUGUCAGUUGUUCAAAGCAGCUCUGGAUUCAAUUGAUGGCAUUACCAUAGGUUCCUUAGAUGAUGUCCCAGCUGGACCUAUGACUUCAUUUUUCAGAUCUAUCAGGAAUACCCUUGAUUUUGACUUUGAAGAUGAAAAUGAAGAUCGUUGGCAGUCUAGUGACCCUCCAUCACUCUACAUAUUCAUUAACUGCAGCACACGUGAACUUGCUAAUAUAGAGAAGUAUGUGGAAAAAUUUGCUACAUCAACACCAACACUUUUAUUUAAUCUUGAACUAGACACACUGCGUGCUGAUUUGGGCCUUCUGGGCUUCCCAACCAAAGAUUUGCACUACCGCUUUCUUUCUCAAUUCACUCCAGUGUUCUACAUUCGAAUUAGAGAGUAUUCAAAGACAGUUGCAGUAGCACCAUAUAUUGUCAAUUACAGUGGAGCUGUGUUCCGCCAGUACCCAGGUCCUUGGCAGGUAAUGCUUAAACAAGCGGAUGGUUCUUAUGCUUGCGUAGCAGAAAGUGCAACUCGCUUCACCCUUGGUGAAGCCAAAGAAGAACUGUUGAGGGUCCUGGGACUUCAAGAAGAAGAGGGAAGCUCUCUGGAAUUUCUUCGAAGAGGCUACAAGGUAAGCACGUGGUGGGAAGAAGAUGUGGAUUUGGAAGUAUCUUCUGCAUGGCGGAAUUGAGUAGUACAUUACUAGAAGAGAUUCUGUGGUUUAUUGCAUCCACAUGUAGUCAUUGAAUGCUCACAUGUAAUCAAGGAAGGCAUUUCCUACAGAACCGACCAAUUUUUAUUUUUUAAUAUUCUUUGUUGUAAUAUCUUCCCAUUCUUCCCCUUUCAGUUUGAAACGGAUGUGACCCAUUUGUGGCAAAGAAAUAUGAGAAAGAAAUUGCAACUCAAUUGUAACAUGUCAAUUGUAGGCAUCCACAAGUGCAUCUCAGCUGUUAGUACGUACAACAGUUUGGGAUCCAGCAUGUCUCUGAGAUGACCAUGCAACUCUAUUUAGUGGAAUCUUGUUGCAUUCCUUGACCAAGCAAUCCAUAUGGUU